Molecule: messenger RNA, 1575 nt
Organism: Nelumbo nucifera (sacred lotus)
Lineage: Eukaryota; Viridiplantae; Streptophyta; Magnoliopsida; Proteales; Nelumbonaceae
Source: RefSeq, a predicted model, not a curated record
AUGUUCGACAGUAGGGCAUCCAACGGAUAUGUGCCCAACUCUUCAAGAGGAUUCCGUCGAGUAACAGGUGGUUUUCCAGGGCAACCACAAAGGAAAUAUGAUCCUUAUUCGAGCAUGUAUAAUCCGGGAUGGAGGGAUCACCUCAAUCUAAGCUAUGGGAAUCCACAGAACCACCCAAGUUUCCCGCAGUGUCAUCCGACUUUUCAGCAAUAUCAGUCGCACCCCCUAGACAAUAGCCAGCCUAAACUUCUGAUUCAGGAGAUGAAACAAUUUCAGCAGAAGACAAGGGCCAGUGUCCAACGUUUGGACAAUCAGAUGGGCCAUAUGGCGACGACAAUUAAUCGGUUAGAGGCACAAAGUUCGUGGAAAUUACCCUCUCAAAUGGUUGUGAAUCCAAAAGAAAAUGUAAGUGUAAUCGUUUUGAGAAGUGGUAAAGAGGUUGAGGCACCAGCAAGGGCAGCCACCGCAUUGUCGAACCAAGAAAAGGAGAAAGACAUCACUCUAGAUGGUGAUGAAGUACCUAAGCGUAAAUUUCCACCUCUUUCUGAUUAUAAACCGGUACCUCUUUUCCCUAAUGCUUUAGCAGGAUCUAGACAAGAUGAGCAGUUUAAAGAUUUUUAUGAAACUUUUCAUAGAUGCGAGGCAAAUAUUCCCCUUUUUAAUGCUCUUAAACAAGUACCUCAUUAUGCUAAAUUUCUGAAAGAAUUGUGUAACACUAGAAUUGAGAAGGCCAUAUUAGACUUAGGAGCUUCUAUUAAUGUCAUGCCAUAUUCUAUAUAUGCUUUUCUGAAACUUGGACCUUUAAAUAAAACUGGUGUUGUGAUUCAAUUAGCUGAUAGAUCUAAUGCCUAUCCUAAGGGUGUAGUUGAGGAUGUUCUUGUACAAGUAAAUGAUUUGGUUUUUCCUACUGAUUUUUAUGUGCUUGAUAUAGAUAAUGGUGAUCAAACCACUCCUAUUCUGCUAGGAAGACCAUUUUUAAAAACAUCCAAGACUAAGAUAGAUGUUUAUAGUGGCACACUCACCAUGGAAUUUGAUGGUAAGAUUGUUAAGUUGAAUAUUUAUGAUGCUAUGAAAUAUCCUACUGAUGAUACACCUAUUUGUUCUCUUGAUGCGAUUGAUUCUUUGGCACAGGAAAUCUUUGAACUUAAUGAAAAGGAUGGAUUAGAAGUCUCCAUUAGUAAACAUCUUGAGAAAGAGGAGCCAAUGUUGAAUGCUGAUUUGCAGGAAACUGUUGCAGCCCCCAUUCAAGAAUUGAAGCCUCUCCCUAGCGACCUCAAGUACGUAUUCCUUGAAGACGGAGAGACAUUACCGGUGAUCAUCUCUAGUAGCCUUAGCGCACCACAAGAAGAGCAGCUUGUGCAGGUUCUCAAGGAGCAUAAGACAACUAUCGGUUGGAUGAUUGAGGAUAUCAAAGGAAUCAGCCCGUCUACAUGCAUGCAUCACAUCUUAUUUGAAGAGCAAGCAAAACCUUCCUGUCAACCACAAAGAAGGCUGAACCCACUCAUGAUGGAUGGAAGGGGAAAGCACCGGAAGUUGCAACCACAAGAGUUAGAGGAUCCAGUUUAUUGUGAUUAA